Molecule: messenger RNA, 1482 nt
Organism: Rasamsonia emersonii CBS 393.64
Lineage: Eukaryota; Fungi; Ascomycota; Eurotiomycetes; Eurotiales; Trichocomaceae
Product: Translation initiation factor 4B
Exons: 6
Coding region: 1-1482 (493 amino acids)
Molecular function (GO): RNA binding
Source: RefSeq, a predicted model, not a curated record
AUGGCGCCGAAACAGAAACCCCAGAAGAUGUCCAUAGGGACAUUCUUGGCCGAUGAGAAUUUUGGCUCAUGGGCCGAUGAAAUGGAAGAUAUGCCUUUGCCUGCCCCUCCUGAGCCCCGAUCGACUUAUGGAGGCGAGCGGCGGACUGUGAGCUCCACUGCUACUAGCUAUGGAAACGGUUUGGAGCGUGACCGUGCCGGAUAUACGCCUCGACCGGAGCUCCCCCUUCCUACCCAACCCCCAUAUACCGCUCACAUUGGCAAUCUGUCAUUCGACGCCACCACCAGCGAUAUCGCGCAGUUGUUUGCCGACUGCCAGGUAACAAACGUUCGCAUAGUCGAAGACAAACUGAACAGGACUCCAAAAGGCUUUGGUUACGUCGAGUUUGCUACCGUCGACGGCUUGAAGAAGGCUCUUACGUAUUCGGGUGCCACACUUCAGGGACGGGCCAUUCGAGUCAGCGUCGCAGAGCCACCCAAGGAACCUCAGCAACCGACCCGGGACUUGAGCGACUGGACGCGCAAAGGCCCUCUUCCAGAUCUGCCCCCACCCCCACGCCGUGUCUCCGAUCGCCCUGGCUUUGGCCGAAAUUUCGACAAUGUGUCAGAAGCAGGUAGCGAUCGCGGACAGAAAGUGCGAGACCUCAACAACUGGGAACGAAAGGGUCCCUUGUCACCAAUUCCUCCAAGUGGUAGGGAAGGCGGUCGCCCCCGUAGCAAUGAAGGUUCGGGAUUCCGACGAAGCUCACCUGCAUGGGGUGAAGGACGAUCUCAGGACGGCUCACGGCCCCCGCGACGCGACUUCCAUGACCGGACCCCGACUGCGGCAGAACUUGAUAACUCGUGGAGAGCGAGAAUGCGCCCGGAUCCCCCUAAGGAGCCUAGCAACCCUCCAUCGCCUGCUCCGGCUCAGCGACCAAAGUUGAACCUGCAGAAGAGAACCGUAACUGAUACUGAACCGGCCGCCCCGGCCCCGCGCACAGGGGAUGCAAAGUCCAACCCAUUCGGUGGCGCACGACCGAUUGACACUGCUGCAAGGGAGAGAGAAGUUGAGGAGAAGCGCGAACGCCAACGGAGAGAAGCCGAAGAACGGGCAAAGGCAGAGAAGGCCGAGAGGCUUGAGAAGCAACGGCUUGCGAGGGAACAGGCCAAGGCGGAGAAAGCAGCGGCUGAGGCCAACGGUUCCAAGGAGGGUAGCUCCGAGGCUCCUCAGGGAAAGAACUUCGAAAUCCUCCGGCGGGCCGGCGGCGAGGAAGAGAAUGGGAUGACUGCUGAUCAUGAACCGGAUGAGCCGACGGAAGAGUCUGCGCCAGCCGAGUCGACCGCAGCGAAAGAGACCUCUAGCGACUUGCCGCCGAGCAAGGCCAAUGGCAACUGGAGAAGUACUGCUGCUCCAGUGACGGAUACUGCCGAUGAAGAGGGUUGGAGCACUGUCUCGUCGAAGCAGCGCAACAACCGCCGAGGACAAGGCCGCUACGCGUAG